This is a messenger RNA of Salvelinus fontinalis (brook trout), 8338 nucleotides long. Its product is annotated as zinc finger protein 658B-like. The record is from RefSeq and is a predicted model, not a curated record. Lineage: Eukaryota; Metazoa; Chordata; Actinopteri; Salmoniformes; Salmonidae. Gene Ontology annotation, biological process: regulation of transcription by RNA polymerase II. The transcript is spliced from 3 exons. Gene Ontology annotation, molecular function: RNA polymerase II transcription regulatory region sequence-specific DNA binding; DNA-binding transcription factor activity, RNA polymerase II-specific. Bases 4364 to 5875 code for a protein of 503 amino acids. Gene Ontology annotation, cellular component: nucleus.
ACGAAAGAGAGGUUGAAAAGGCUGGUAAUAGUGGUGGCAACAAUUUCAGCAGAUAGUUUUAGAAAGAAAGGGUCCAGAUUAUCUAGCCCGGCUGAUUUGUAAGGGUCCUGAUUUUGCAGCUCUUUCAGAACAUCAGCUGACUGUAUUUGGGAGAAAGAGAAAUGGGGAAGGCUUGGGCGAGUAGCAGAGGGGAGGGCAGUGCUGUUGACCGGGGUAGGGGUAGCCAGGUGGAAAGCAUGGCCAGCCGUAGAAAAAUGCUUAUUGAAAUUCUCAAUUAUAGUGGAUUUGUCGGUGGUGACCGUAUUUCCUAUCUUCAGGGCAGUUGGAAGCUGGGAGGAGGUGUUCUUAUUCUCCAUGGACUUUACAGUGUCCCAGAACUUUUUUGAGUUUGUGUUGCAGGAAGCAAAUUUCUGCUUGAAAAAGCUAGCCUUGGCUUUUCUAACUGCCUGUGUAUACUGGUUUCUAGCUUCCCUGAAAAGUUGCAUAUCACGGGGGCUGUUUGAUGCUAAUGCAGAACGCCAUAGGAUGUUUUUCUGAUGGUUAAGGGCAGUCAGGUCAGGAGAGAACCAAGGGCUAUAUCUGUUCCUGGUUCUAAAUUUCUUGAAUGGGGCAUGCUUAUUCAAGAUGGUGAGGAAGGCAUUUAAAAAAAAUAUCCAGGCAUCCUCUACUGACGGGAUGAGAUCAAUAUCCUUCCAGGAUACCUCGGCCAGGUCGAUUAGAAAGGCCUGCUCGCUGAAGUGUUUCAGGGAGCGUUUGACAGUGAUGAGUGGAGGUCGUUUGAUCGCUGACCCAUUACGGAUACAGGCAAUGAGGCAGUGAUCGCUGAGAUCUUAGUUGAAAACAGCAGAGGUGUAUUUGGAGGGCAAGUUGGUUAGGAUGAUGUCUAUGAGGGUACCCGUGUUUACGGAAUUGGGGUGAUACCUGGUAGGUUCAUUGAUAAUUUGUGUGAGAUUGAGGGCAUCAAGCUUAGAUUGUAGGAUGGCUGGGGUGUUAAGCAUGUUCCAAUUUAGGUCGCCUAGCAGCACAAGCUCUGAAGAUAGAUGGGGGGCAAUCAGUUCACAUAUGGUGUCCAGAGCACAGCUGGGGGCAGAGGGUGGUCUAUAGCAGGCGGCAACAGUGAGAGACUUGUUUUUAGAGAGGUGGAUUUUUAAAAGUAGUAGUUCAAAUUGUUUCGGAACAGACCUGGAUAGUAAAACAGAACUCUGCAGGCAAUCCUUGCAGUAGAUUGCAACACCGCCCCCUUUGGCCGUUCUAUCUUGUCUGAAAAUCUUGUAGUUAGGGAUGAAAAUGUCAGAAUUUUUGGUGGUCUUCCUAAGCCAGGAUUCAGACACGGCUAAAACAUCUGGGUUGGCAGAGUGUGCUAAAGCAGUGAACAAAACAAACUUAGGGAGGAGGCUUCUAAUGUUAACAUGCAUGAAACCAAGGCUAUUACGGUUAAAGAAGUCAUCAAAAGAGAGCGCCUGGGGAAUAGUAGUGGAGCUAGGUACUGCAGGGCCUGGAUUCACCUCUACAUCACCAGAGGAACAGAGGAGGAGUAGGAUAAGGGUACGGCUAAAAGCUAUGAGAAUUGGUCGUUUAGAACGUCUAGAACAGAGAGUAAAAGGAAGUUUCUGGGGGCGAUAAAAUAGCUUCAAGGAAUAAUGUACAGACAAAGGCAUGGUAGGAUGUGAAUACAGCGGAGGUAAACCUAGGUAAUGAGUGAUGAUGAGAGAGAUAUUGUCUCUAGAAACAUUGAAACCAGGUGAUGUCAUCGCAUAUGUGGGUGGUGGAACUGAGAGGUUGGAUAUAUAGUGAGCAGGGCUAGAGGCUCUACAGUGAAAUAAGCCAAUAAACACUAACCAGAACAGCAAUGGACAAGGCAUAUUUACAUUAAGGAGAGGCAUGCUUAAUCGAGUGAUCAUAAGGGUCCAGUGAGUAGAGGUUGGUUGGGGUCACGGCGAUCCAGACAGCUGGCCGGGUAGCUGGCUAUCGGUAGCAAGAUAACAUAGGAUGGAGGUCUGUUUUUUUUUUUUGGUCACCUCGUUCGUUUCCGUCGGUAGAUUAGUGGGGUUCCGUGUGGUAGAGGGGAUCGAUCCAAUUGGCAAAAUAGAUAUAGUGACCCAAGAAAAAAAUUGUCCGGUAUACUUAUUUAGAUAGCAGCCGAUAAGACAGCUAAUAAUUAGCAGAUGGGUAUUCAGAAACGUCGCAAUGGAAAAGCCUGUUGAAACCACCUCGGACAAUUACGUCGGCAGACCAGUCGUGAUGGAUCGGCGGGGCUCCGUGUCGGCAAUAAAGGGUCCAGUCCAAUUGGCAAAAGAGGUAUUGUAGCCCAAGAAUUCGCUGGUAGACCUCUUCGGCUAGCCGGCAGAUGGGCCUAGCUCGAGGCUAGCUCAAGGCUAACUGGUGCUUGUUUCGGGACAGAGGUAUUAGCCAGUAGUAGCCACUUGGUUGCAGCUAGCUAGCGACGAUGAUCCGGUGUAAUUGUCCAGAGCUUGCGUCAGGAAUCCGGUGAUGUGGUAGAGAAAAAGCAGUCCUAUAUUCUCUGGGUUGAUGUCGCGCCUGCAGACUGGCAGGUAUUGGCCCGAGCUGAAGCUGGCUGGUGUCCGAGUUAAGGGUGAAGACAUUUAAGAUGGUAGAUUGUUAAUAUCAUGUGCUAGUCAGGUUCAGCAAGGGAAGAUUAUUCAAUUGGAAAAUCAUAAUGGGACGAAGCUCAGAAGCCAUGACCCUGGAGCUUAUGCUAAAUUGAAGGGAGUAAUCUCUGAGGUCCCAAUAUCUAUGUCCAUGGAUGAUAUUGUUAAAGAACAUGUGAAGGAGGCAGAGUGUUUGAAGUGAAAGCUUAUCAGUGCUGUUGAGGUUUGAGAAGGUUUUGUCUGGAAAAGUACAGAAUAGGAUUCCUUAGCUUCAAUGUCAGAGAUUCUGACCCAGCCUCAUCAAUCAACCAAUCAAAUGUAUUUAUAAAGCCCUUCUUACAUCAGCUGAUGUCACAGUGCUUUACAGAAACCCAGCCUAAAACCCCAAACAGCAAGGUGUAGAAGCACAGUGGCUAGGAAAACCUCUCUAGAAAGGCCAGAACCUAGGAAGAAACCUUGAGAGGAACCAGGCUAUGAGGGGUGGCCAGACCUCUUCUGGCUGGAGAUUAUAACAGAACAUGGCCAAGAUGUUCAAAUGUUCAUAGAUGACCUGCAGUGUCAAAUAAUAAUAAUCACAGUGGUUGUCGAGGGUGCAACAGGUCAGCACCUCAGGAAUAAAUGUCAGUUGGCUUUUCAUAGCCGAUCAUUGAGAGUAUCUCUACCGCUCCUGCUGUCUCUAGAGAGUUGAAAACAGCACGUCUGGUGAACAGGUCAGGCUUCCAUAGCCGCAGGCAGAACAGUUGAAACUGGAGCAGCAACGGAGAAUCAUCACAGUGUUUUUAAAUGCCAAAGAAUGGAACAUGUAGCUGUUGAGUGAAAAGAUGUGCCAAGUGGCUGGUCCUGUAGUAAGAGGACCUACUGUCAGACUGAUGGAGCUUCCAUGGCUGGUCCUGUAGUAAGAGGACCUACUGUCAGACUGAUGGAGCUUCCAUGGCUGGUCCUGUAGUAAGAGGACCUACUGUCAGACUGAUGGAGCUUCCAUGGCUGGUCCUGUAGUAAGAGGACCUACUGUCAGACUGAUGGAGCUUCCAUGGCUGGUCCCGUAGUAAGAGGACCUACUGUCAGACUGAUGGAGCUUCCAUGGCUGGUCCUGUAGUAAGAGGACCUACUGUCAGAACUGCUCUUUCUAUUAGUCCUGACAUGGUUUCGAGGGUUGUUCAGAAAUCUUGCUCCCAUAAAUACGCUGUGACAAAGGAUACUUUAAUAUUGAAUAAAAUAUACUUCAUAGCUUUCAUUGGUAAGGUUAUCAACAUCUUGGAUUGUGUAAAGCAGAAAUACCAGUUUGAAAGUUAUCUUUUAAACUGCAGCAGAGUUGUUGGGGGUAACAGAUGUUACUGUCGGUAUGGUUUUUGAUAAGCUGGAUAACCUGGGGGUGGAUUGUCUCAGCAUGAUAUAGACCCCAAUGUUUGCAAACACAGAAAGGGAUCUAUUGAUAAAGUUUAUUGGGGGUGUGGGAUGGGUUUUUGGGGAAGGGGAGGUUGUGGUAGAAGUUAAUAGGGAUUUCUUGGUUUAUUUUCUUAGUACAGAAUUAGACAGACAUGGACCUUAAAUGUUUGUUUGCGGACCGCCAUGAUACCAUAGGAGGUCUGCAUCAACGGACUUCAGUGCAGGCCGACUCAGAUUAAGUCUGAGGCCGGUAACAUCAACAGUGAGAACAAACCCAGCCUGCCUCUCCUUCCACACUGAGUCCAAACCUACAGUCACUGGGUCCUGAUUGUGACAGUGGAGCCCAGUUUGCACUGCAGGAUCCAGAGAUGGCAUCAGUGAAGCUGGAAGACUGCAGUCAAACACUGGAGCUGAAUGUCAACAUUAAAGAUGAAGAAGAGGAGGAGGAGAAGAUUAGGACAACUGUUAGUCAUGGAUACCAUGUUGAGACAUUCUCUACAUCCAGAGUGCAACAGCAGGAAGAUCAGAGAGCGAAGAGGUCUCAUCACUGCCCACAUUGUGAAGAGAUUUUCCCAUUUCUAUCAAAGCUAAAAAUACACCUAAAAAUACACACAGGAGAGAAGCCUUACUCCUGCCCUGACUGUGGAACUAGUUUCUCUAAACUUUCCAACUUAAAAUCACAUGAACGUAUACACACAGGAGAGAAGCCUUACUUCUGCUCUGACUGUGUAAAAUGCUUCAAAACAUCAACUCAGCUAAAAGUUCAUCAGAGAACACACACAGGAGAGAAGCCUUACUCCUGCUCUGACUGUGGAAAAUGCUUCACAACGUCAACUGAUCUAAAAGUUCAUCAGAGAACACACACAGGAGAGAAGCCUUAUUCCUGCCCUGACUGUGGAACUAGGUUCUCUAAACUUUCCAACUUAAAAUCACAUGAACGUAUGCACACAGAAGAGAAGCCUUACUUCUGCUCUGACUGUGUAAAAUAUUUCAAAACAUCAACUCAGCUAAAAGUUCAUCAGAGAACACACACAGGAGAGAAGCCUUAUUCUUGCCCUGACUGUGGAACUAGGUUCUCUACACUUUCCAACUUAAAAUCACAUGAACGUAUACACACAGGAGAGAAGCCUUACUUCUGCUCUGACUGUGUAAAAUGCUUCAAAACAUCAACUCAGCUAAAAGUUCAUCAGAGAACACACACAGGAGAGAAGCCUUACUCCUGCUCUGACUGUGGAAAAUGCUUCACAUCGUCAACUGAUGUAAAAGUUCAUCAGAGAACACACACAGGAGAGAAGCCUUAUUCCUGCCCUGACUGUGGAACUAGGUUCUCUCAACUUUCCAACUUAAAAUCACAUGAACGUAUACACACAGGAGAGAAGCCUUACGUCUGCUCUGAAUGUGGAAAAUGUUUUAAAACAUCAAAUGAGCUAAAAGUUCAUCAGAGAACACACACAGGAGAGAAGCCUUAUUCCUGCCCUGACUGUGGAACUAGGUUCUCUAAACUUUCCAACUUAAAAUCACAUGAACGUAUACACACAGGAGAGAAGCCUUACUUCUGCUCUGACUGUGGAACUAGGUUCUCUAAACUUUCCAACUUAAAAUCACAUGAACGUAUACACACAGGAGAGAAGCCUUACUUCUGCUCUGAAUGUGGAAAAUGCUUCAAAACAUCAAAUGAGCUAAAAGUUCAUCAGAGAACACACACAGGAGAGAAGCCUUAUUCCUGCCCUGACUGUGGAACUAGGUUCUCUACACUUUCCAACUUAAAAUCACAUGAACGUAUACACACAGGAGAGAAGCCUUACUUCUGCUCUGACUGUGUAAAAUAUUUCAAAACAUCAACUCAGCUAAAAGUUCAUCAGAGAACACACACAGGAUAGAAGCCUUAUUCUUGCCCUGACUGUGGAACUAGGGUCUCUAAACUUUCCAACUUAAAAUCACAUGAACGUAUACACACAGGAGAGAAGCCUUACUUCUGCUCUGACUGUGGAAAAUGCUUCACAACGUCAACUGAUCUAAAAGUUCAUCAGAGAACACACACAGGAGAGAAGCCUUAUUCCUGCCCUGACUGUGGAACUAGGUUCUCUAAACUUUCCAACUUAAAAUCACAUGAACGUAUACACACAGGAGAGAAGCCUUACUUCUGCUCUGAAUGUGGAAAAUGUUUUAAAACAUCAAAUGAGCUAAAAGUUCAUCAGAGAACACACACAGGAGAGAAGCCUUUCUUCUGCCCUGACUGUGGAACUAGUUUCUCUCGACUUUCCUACUUAAAAUCACAUGAGCGUAUACAUACAGGAGAGAAGCCUUACGUUUGCUCUGACUGUGGGGCGAGUUUCUAUCAUCUCGGAACCUUAAAAACACACCAACGUAUACACACAGGAGAGAAGCCUUACUCCUGCUCUGACUGGAAAAUGCUUCAAAACAGCAAAUGAGCUAAAAGUUCAUCAGAGAAAACAAACAGGAGAGAAGCCUUACUUCUGCUCUGACUGUGGAAUUAGUUUCUCUCAACUUUCCCACUUAAAAAUACAUGAACGUAUACACACAGGAGAGAAGCCUUACUUCUGCUCUGACUGUGUAAAAUGUUUCAAAACAUCAACUCAGCUAAAAGGUCAUGAGAGAACACACACAGGGGAGAGAAAAAGGUUAAUCAGAGAACACAGGCAUGAGAGAAGCCUGCUUAUGUCUGCUCUGACUUUUGGGUGAGUUUCACUCACCAUAGCAACUUAACACACCAAAGACUAUAGACGUCUAGCCAAAGGCUGCGUGUUUGAAUCUCAUCAAUGACGACUUAGCAAUUUAGCUAACUAGCAACUUUGCAACUUCUUACUAAUUUUUAGCUAUGUUAGCAUGUUAGCUUAGCAUGCAACUACUUAGCAUGUUAGCUAACCUUUCCCCUAAACCCAUUUAACUCUACCUUAAACCCCUCACCCCUAACCUAGCUAACGUUAGCAACAACAAAUUGGAAUUCGUAACAUAUCAUACAUAUUACAAGUUCGUAACAUAUUGUAUGAAUAGCAAUGCGUAACAUAACAUAUGAAUUGUAAUUCUUAACAUCUGAUAUGUCCUACAAGUCGUAUUAUACUGAACAACAAUCUAAAUGGAACAAUUUCAAAGAUUUACAGUUCGUAUAAGGAUAUCAGUCAAUUGAAAUAAAUGAGGCCCUAAUCUAUGGAUUUCACAUGACUGGGCAGGGGCUCAGGCUUGGGUGGGACUUUGGAGGGCAUAGGCCCACUUGGGAGCCAGGCCCAGCCAAUCAGCAUGAGUUUUUCCCCACAAAAGGUCUUUAUUACAGACAUAAAUACUACUCAGCCCCCUCCCAGACAAUCCUGCAGGUGAAGAGGUCCUGGGCUGCCGUGGUUACAUGUGAUCUGCAUUUGUGAGGCCUGUUGGAUGUACUGCCAAAUUCUCUGAAAGGACUUUAGAGGUGUCUUAUGGUAGAGAUAUAAAUAUUGAGUUCUCUGGCAACAGCUCUGGUGGACAUUCCUGGAUUCAUCAUGACAAUUGCACAUUCUCUAAACUUGAGACAAAUGUGACAUUGUGUUGUGUGGCCUUUUAUUGUCCCCCAGCACAAGGUGCACCUGCGUAAUGAUAAUGCUGUUUUAUCAGCAUCUUGAUAUGCCACACCUAUCAGGUGGAUGGAUUAUCUUGACAAAGGCUGAAAUGCUAAUUAACAGGGAUAUAAACAAAGUUGUGCACAACAUUUGAGAGACAUUAGCUUUUUGUGCAUAUGGAACAUUGCUGGAUUUUUUUAUUUCAGCUCAUGAAACCAACACUUUAAACAUGUUUAGUUUAUAUUUUAGUUUAUUUACUGUGAUAGUCCAAACAUACUAAAAGGAGUGGCACUGAUGUUUUUUGUAUAAUAUAAAACGUUUUGCUCUGAGACCAGGUUGUCCCUCUGCAGUAUUCUGUGGGAAGGAGCUAGUAUACACUUUUUAAUUGUUUUUAUUGAACCUUUGUUUAACUAGUUAAGUCAGUUAAGAACCAAUUCGUAUUAACAAUGGUGGCCUAGGAACAGUGGGUUCAGAUUUUUACCUUGUCAGCUCGGGGAUUCGAUCUUGCAACCUUUUGGUUACUGGCCCGCUCUAACCACUAGGCUACCUUCCACCCAUAACAUGUAUCAGAUAGAGAUGGUGUGAUGAUCACUUUUCACCAUUAGUUUGGGGAGGAUUGUUUUACAACUUUAUUUAAUGAUACGCAGUUUAUGAAAUGAAUACAUGUGUUUAUUAAUUGACUUUAAAACUAGAUGAGUUAUUUUAGUUACUGAUCAUGAAUGUGUUUGGAUAACUGCAUUGAAGCAAACUUUAUUGAUCUGCCAAUGAAAAAUAAAGUUACAUGAAUAUGUA